This is a messenger RNA of Drosophila rhopaloa, 2052 nucleotides long. RefSeq lists its product as uncharacterized. The record is from RefSeq and is a predicted model, not a curated record. Lineage: Eukaryota; Metazoa; Arthropoda; Insecta; Diptera; Drosophilidae. The transcript has a single exon. The coding region runs from base 157 to 2052 and encodes 631 amino acids.
UUAAGUGAAAAAAAUGCGUUAAACUUGUGAAAUGAUGAUAUCUUUGACGAACACUUCUCUGCCUUUAGCUCUCCUUCAUGUAAUUCGCACCUCCUAACUGAAGUACUCCAUUUUAUAUUUGAUAACUGAAAUUCGUAUGUGACAGAAACAAGCAAAAUGUGCGUCUGCAAUUUACGUUGCUGUUUCUUCUCCAGCUUGAUAUUCUUCUCAUUCGUUUACUACUUUAACGAUGUGGCAGUCGACAUGUUAAUCUUCGAGGAACAUCACCUGGUGGAAAGCUACUUUGUAAAUACCAAUGGCUGUCGGAUGCUGACCAUGGUGCCCAAUGAACACGACGUGAUGUUCCUGUGGCGCGGUCUGCGUAGGGACUUUUGUGCCAGCAACCUGGACUUGACGUCCUUCAGCAAUUGUGAUGACAACUAUCUGAGGACGGAGGUGGACAUCGAAUUCGUCUAUCCGAGGUAUGAAAUCACAAGUUUGGAGAGCUUUGAGUGCCAGUAUCAUGCCAUGGAGCGGCUCACCGAUUUCGACAAUCGUUAUUUGUACAGCCGGCAAUUCCCGCUUCUGACGGAUGGUAAUAACACGAUUGAACCCCAUGCGGAUAUUAUAAGAGCUGAGUGCUUUCUCAACGGCACGAGUGUAUACAACGGAGUUCACUUCUAUGCCCAUCCGCCCGACGAAUGGCUUCGCAACACCAAGGGUCUCCCGCCCCUCAAGUCGGCAUCCGAUGCCGGCAGCUUGUCCGUGUUGAUCCUGGGCCUGGACUCCAUAUCGCAGAUGCAUUUCCCCCGAAGCAUGGCUCGCACAGCCAACUUUCUGCUCUCCCUGCCGCACGUCGAACUCAAGGGCUUCAAUCGGAUGGGAAACAACACCCUCGACAGUCUGAUGCCGCUGUUGAGUGGGCUUAGUGGUACCGAGAUGGAGGACCUUUCUUUGAACCUCAAGAGUCUGGACAGCUGCCCCUUUAUCUGGAAGGUUUUCCAGCAAGCCGGCUAUGAAACCGCUCUGGGUGAGGACAACAUAGACAAGAGCAUGUUCGCGAAGGGAUUCGAGGAUCCGCCCACGGACUUUUAUCUCAGGCCGGCGCUGCUCGAGAUGUGGCUAAAGACGAGGACUGACCAAUUACAUGGCACCCACUGUAACGAGAAGGAUAGCUAUGCAAUGGUGCUGAGGGAGUUCCUCUACAAGAUUCUGCCCCAUCACAGCACGCAUAGGUUUUUCACGUUCCUUUGGUGGACGCAGGGCAUCGAUCACCUGUUUAACUACGGCCGGAGAUUAGAUCAACCGUUUCUGAAUAUGUUGAAAAGGAUAUCCGACAGUGGCCUGCUGAAGAACACACUACUAUUGGUGGUUUCCAAUCACGGUUUGAGUAAGAGCCGAUUCUACAACACUGUACAAGGCAAAGUGGAGGAGGGUCUGCCCCUGGCCAUGCUCUGCUAUCCCAGGUGGCUGGAAGAACGAUAUCCCCAGGCCAUCGGCAACUUGAAGACCAACAACCACCGACUGGUCACCGCCUUCGAUCUUCAUGCCACUCUCCUGGACUUGCCCAAUCUGACGUCGCUGGAGGAUGAGCAGCUGCAGCAGCGAAGUGCGGACUUGGAGGCCCUGGGGAGGAAUCUUCCACGAGGAAUAAGUCUCUUCAUGCCCAUACCAGACCACAGAGACUGCUCCUUGGCCAGCAUACCCACGGAGUAUUGCCUGUGUCAGCAGCAUAGAAAUGCGUCCACCGCGGAUACAUAUGUUCUGCGGGCCGCCCGUCUUAUCAUCCGGAACAUCAAUAAGAUCCUCCACACCCUUACUCCGCCGUGCAGUAGCCUGUCCCUCGAUCGGGUACUAACCGCCGACAAGUGGCGACGCAUGGCAGACGAGCACCAGUCGGAGUUCCGGGUCAGGCUGCUGGCCACUCCUGGUGGGGGUCAGUUCGAAGGAGUCGUGAGGUAUACUGGCCGCAAGCUGGCCAUAGAUGGACCCAUAAGGCGUGUUAAUGAUUAUGGAAACGACUCGUUUUGCAUUCAGAACUACCUGAUUGAGAUGUAUUGCUUUUGUCCCUAA